GAGAGCAUGUGGAACUCGAGAAGUUACCUUACAAUCAUAUCCGCGCUGUUUACGCUCUCGGCGAUGAGCGCGGGCCCGUGCUCCGACCUGCGGACGCAAUGGCUGCGUGGACCUCGAGAUAUUCCACUGCGGGUGAAAGGCGAUGAGAUGCCCGUGACGGUGCUAGGCGAGGGCGGGGCGCCACGAGCUGCCGCUGCACUGCUGCUGGUGACCAUAAGAGACGUCCUCGGCUUCUCGGCGCAUCUCGAACUGGCUACAGCUAAUCUAUGCGAUCUCGCCGCGCGCACGAAUUAUUUGCGAAGUAUAGCCGUAGUGGCACCAGUGGCUUACUGGCCCAGCAAAGGAUGCAACGCCAGGAACCACCACGUUGAUAUGGUGACCACCCUGGCUUUACCAGCUUCUGAAUUUUCUAUACAUUUGCUGGCUCGCGUGUCUCGUGAGACGUGCAAAGAUUUAAUUAGCAACUUAACUUUUUACUUAAGCUCUGCUAUUCUUAAUAAUUGUGGUUUCAUAGAAUCUAAAACCAUUUCAACACAAAAUAGGGAUUGCGAGAAAUGCUUUGCUGUGUUGGCACGCAAUGAAAGUGAACACGAUAUCGGAGUUGCGAUAGAGUUGCAGCGGCGGAUCAGAGACUCGAAGCUGCCGCUACAGAUUGUAUACUUCCAAACUGACUUACACUUGCGUACAAAAAUUUUGCAAUUGCAACAACAAAACAGAUCCUUCCUUUUUCUUGAUGAAAACAUUUGGACAAGCAAGCCAAACAUAUUGCCUGUUCAGCUUCCAUUAUGUGUUAAUACUGCUGGUUGCUUCCCUUACGCGCUUGAUCCUAGUAAAGCUGUACGCGUUGGUAAUGGAGAGUUUAUGAAACGUUUCGCACCACCGAUAUCGAAUUUUGUAAAUCGUUUUGGACCUGAAACUACAGAUCUUCGAGGAAUAAUUGAAAACGAAAUAUAUUUAAAAAAUAUCUCCAAUAUCGAAGAAGCAGCCUGCUCGUGGGCGUUACAAAAUAAAAAUAAAAUUGAAAACUGGACUAAUAGUACAAAUGAUAACCACCUACCUGUUUACAUUUUUCAAAUAUAUAUUUGCGAGGACGAUCCAGACCUCGAAGAAUACCUAAAGGUUAUUAAUAUUGCAGCAUACUUACUAAGGGCUGACAUACAAGAAGUCGACUACAAUUUAUGGUUAAUGAAGAUUAAUUGUGUUGAUAGUCAAAAUAUUACAUUGCAAAUUAUGGAACUGGCUCGUAAACAGCAAGUAGCCGGAGCCAUAGCAAUGGGUUUGAUGGUAACAGAUGCGGCGGCAAGAGCCGCUGACAACGGCCAACUACCGCUAAUGCUAGCAGGCCCCACCUUACCGGAAGUUCCUUUAGACACUGCACAUUCAGUAUACGCAAUCACAGCGCCCUUAAUGAAUCUUACGCACGCGUAUUUGGAAUUGCUCCAACGAUGCAACUGGAUGCGUGUUGCUAUACUCUCUGAUAACACAACAUACUCAAAAGUUUUUAUUAAUAUGCUACUUAACGAAAAAAAACUACUUAUCCGUGAGGAAAUUGUAAAUUUAAAAAAUAUUCGAAUCGCCUUGGAAAAAUUCCGAACUGCAGAUGCUCGCAUUUUCUUUGUUAAUACAAAUUCAAAUAUUUCCGGUGUUAUUUUAUGCACUGCGUUGGAUCUCGGUAUGACACCAGAUGCUGGUUUUGUUUGGAUAGUCAGAGAUUGGAGAAAGGCAAAAUGCAUUGCUGAAAAAGACUGGGGCGGCAUGUACCACAUCACUUUAGGAUUAACAUGGAGAGGAGGACCAACAGCAGGGGGUUCAAGGGUAAUGCAAAGCGAACUUCGUAAACUAUGGCACACUUACAAUAAUGUACUUACUGGAUCAGCAAAUUCUGCAUCCCUGGCGGAUGCUUUCCUAUUUCUUGCUCAUGGAUUUGCUAACUUUCAUAACGAAUAUCCUUCUCAUAUGUAUGAUCUUCGCGGUUUCGGUAAUGCUCAGAAUUUUUCAAAGAUUAUGCAAAAAUUAACAUUAAAUGGAACUGCACAAGAACUUAAAAUUAACGGUGGCGAAAAGCUAGUAUUUAUCGAAAAAUGGUACGGGAACAGAGGUUCUUCAGUCGCCUUGUGGUAUAUAACACUCAAAGGUGUAGUUGACGUUUGGCCCAACAACUCCACUACGUGUACCCAAAUUGUCGGAAUACAGCCAACGGACAGAUACCAUUGCAUAACAUUUACAACAGGAGAUCCAUUUGCACCUCGCUGUCACCUAUUAACGAUUAGUAUUACUAUUACUAUAUUGACUCUAGCAAUCAUAUCGCUCUAUGUUGCUAGACGUGCUCGACUGUCGAGCAUAAGCCGUCGCGAACAAGAGGAAAGUCAAAGAGCUGUAUCUUGGCUGGAUUCAUAUUUAGUACAGCGUAAUUCGAUCAAACUUUUCCAUGAAAUUGGCUCUGGUAGUAAUGGGCAAGUACGUUUUGCUGAAUUAAGGAAACCCGACGAAACAAUCCUAGUUGCUGCCAAAGAACCACAUGAGAGCGUUGGACUUUUCAAAGAGAAUGAAUUAUUACGUGAAGCAUGCCUCCUCGCACUAUUGAACCACGAAAACAUAAUCCGUCUUAUCGGUGUUUGUGUAGGUGGAGGACCUCCUAUUGUUUUAAUGGAGCAUGCAUAUUACAACGAUUUACAUAGAUAUUUAACGUUCCGUCGACAAUUUGUCAUUAGUGCCCGAAGUGGUCAAGUCACAGAUCAGGAAGCUAUGGAAGUAUCGGAGGGUGAACUGACCCGGUUUGCACGAGAAGCAGCUCGAGCACUCGAAUAUCUCACGUCUAAAAGACUAGUGCACAGGGAUGUGCGUGCUGCAAAUUGUCUCGUGGAUAAAAAUCGAUUACUAAAACUAGCCGAUUUCGGAAUGGCUCGCAAGCUAGAUAGUGAAGCAGAUCUAUACAUGACGAGGCGUCGUAGCUUGUUUCCUGUGUUAUGGAUGCCACCUGAAAGCCUCAUUCAAGGAUUGUUCUCACCAGCUUCAGAUAUAUGGUCACUUGGUGUAUUAAUAUUGGAGGUGUGUACACUUGGCGCUCGUCCAUAUAACGAUUGGCCACUUGAGCAAGUGUUUCAUUAUGUUCGAUCAGGGGGGCAUCCACCUCUUCCACCAGACACAUCAAAACAUACACGUAGCUUAGUGUUGGCAUGCUGGCAACAAGAUGUUAAGGCUCGCCCGAGUGCAGCCUUUAUUCAUGAUUUUUUAACACGCAACCCAUACGUAAUAUCUCCAGCUCUGCUGACACCUGACAUGCCUGAACCUAAUUUAUAUUUUAUCAAAAGGGAUAGAACUUUCGAAGAAAUUAAAAGAAGCAGAAGAAAAACAUCAAAAAAUCGUGUUGUAUAAUCUUCUGUCUGGUUUUAUAAUCUUCUGUCUGGUUUAUUCUAUCUAUACAAAAUAAAAUUGGAGUGGCAGUCAAUAAUUUCAAAAUAAAUGCCUCUGUUUAAGAUAAUAUAGCUAUUUGCGAGUUAAAAAAAUCACUACAUUUUUUCAAUUGAUUGGUCCAGGAUAAUCUACAAAAUGGCUAAUUAUUAUAAAUGCAAAAAAACUGAAUUAUUCUGAGAAGUCUUCUAAGGUACCGCUAGAGUCUAUCGAAAGUAUUACUUUCCACUUAAAACUCACGUAAAUUUACGAGUUUAGGUUAAAAAACAUUUAAAAUAGGUGAUUUUAAAGAAUUUUUUCCCAAGCUGAGUCAGAAAAUAAUAAAAUAUAUUAUUCUGAAUGACUAAUCCAAACAUAUAUUAUAAUGUGCAAAAUAAGAUGUAGGUAA
Molecule: messenger RNA, 3799 nt
Organism: Nymphalis io (European peacock)
Lineage: Eukaryota; Metazoa; Arthropoda; Insecta; Lepidoptera; Nymphalidae
Exons: 6
Coding region: 7-3375 (1122 amino acids)
Biological process (GO): cell surface receptor protein tyrosine kinase signaling pathway; protein phosphorylation; multicellular organism development
Cellular component (GO): signaling receptor complex
Molecular function (GO): ATP binding; transmembrane receptor protein tyrosine kinase activity
Source: RefSeq, a predicted model, not a curated record